GAGGAUUUCUCUCAUUUAUUUCAUUGUUUUUGUUAGAGUUCUGUCAGUAUUUCAUUUCGUCCUCCCCUUCCGCUGCCUGCCACCUCUCCCGAAGGAAGCGCCCGUCUUGAUCUCCUCCCAGUCCACCGGCGGCGGCUGCGAGCUCGUGCGGCCGCGACAACGUAGUCAGUCUCGAUUUCGUCUUCCCGAUUCUUGGUUGUCCGAUCGUGGCGAUGGGAGGAAGGUUACGGCGGGGUCCUUAGGGAUUUCUUCACUGGCUCCUUUUUGCGAUGGCUUCAAAGGCUGUUAGUGAAAUAGUCGCCGACAAGCAAUGUAAGAAAAACAUUGCCGAAUCCUCUGAAGCCGUGCUUUCUAGGAGGCAGUCCGGAGAGCAAAUCGAGGGAGUAAGCAAAUCGGGCCCUGCUUCACCAAGAACAAUUACGCCAGUUGAUUUAGCUACAUCCAGUGGAGUGAAAGAGCAACAUAAGGAUAUCAAUUCUGUUGAUGGUUCUGUGAAGUUGGAUGACGAUGGAGAUACCGAGAAAAAUUCAACGCGGGGAAGCGUUAAGGAUAGCUCGGUUUCUGCUAAAUUCAGUGACAGAACAAGUAGUCUGACAAAGGCGUCUGGGAGCACGAAGGUCAGUGGCCAUGCUGAUCUGGUCCAGAGCGGGAAGAGUAGUGUCUAUCGAGCCAGUGCUGGCAGUGAUGUGAGUGAUGACAGCACUUGCAGCAGUAUAUGCAGUAGUGCCAGCAAACCUCACAAGUCGAAUGAUUCAAGAUGGGAAGCGAUUCAGAUGAUACGAACCAAAGAAGGUUCAUUAGGACUGAGUCAUUUCAGACUACUUAAGAGGCUUGGCUGUGGCGACAUUGGCAGUGUUUAUUUAUCAGAGCUUAGUGGCUCAAAAUGCUGCUUCGCUAUGAAGAUUAUGGACAAGGCAUCCCUAGCUGGUCGCAAAAAGCUUCUGAGAGCCCAGACUGAAAGGGAGAUAUUGCAGUGCUUGGACCAUCCUUUUCUUCCAACUUUGUACACUCACUUUGAGACGGAUAAAUUCUCAUGCUUGGUGAUGGAGUUUUGCCCUGGAGGAGACCUGCAUACCCUAAGGCAAAAGCAACCCGGAAAGUAUUUCCCCGAACAAGCUGCCAAGUUUUAUGUAGCAGAGGUACUCCUUGCUCUAGAAUACCUACACAUGCUCGGUAUCAUAUAUCGAGACCUUAAGCCAGAGAAUGUUCUUGUGAGAGAAGAUGGCCACAUCAUGCUGUCUGAUUUUGAUUUGUCCCUUCGUUGUGAUGUGAACCCUACCCUUCUCAAAUCUUCCAACCCUGGUGUAGAUCCUAACCAAAAGGGCAAUCCUGUGUGCAUUGAGCCAGCCUGUAUCCAGCCUUCUUGUGUUACAACAACCACAUGCUUCUCUCCUCGCCUUUUCUCUUCCAAGUCCAAGAGGGAGAAGAAGGAGAAGAAGGCAAAGGCAGACAUUGCAAGUCAGGUCAGGCCUCUCCCUGAGCUUGUUGCAGAGCCCACAGAUGCAAGGUCCAUGUCAUUUGUUGGCACCCAUGAGUACUUGGCACCUGAGAUCAUAAAGGGCGAGGGACAUGGGAGUGCUGUGGACUGGUGGACUUUUGGCAUAUUCUUGUAUGAACUUCUUUUCGGCAAGACUCCAUUCAAAGGUUCGGGAAACAGGGCAACACUAUUCAAUGUCGUUGGACAGCCCCUUAGGUUCCCAGAAUCACCUGUUGUGGGUUUUGCUGCAAGGGAUCUUAUAAGGGGAUUACUCAUUAAGGAGCCACAGCAUCGAUUGGCGUAUAAGCGUGGAGCCACCGAAAUAAAGCAGCACCCGUUCUUUGAAGGUGUUAACUGGGCAUUGAUAAGGUGUGCUACUCCUCCAGAUAUCCCCAAGCCAGUUGAGAUCCCUCGGCCGGUAGCCUCCACAAGUCAAAAGGCAACACCAUCAGCCGACAAGGGUUCAGAUAACUAUCUUGAAUUCGAUUUCUUUUAGUGCAAUCUUCUAAGAUCGUCUUAUGUGCAGUCUGUAAAGUUUUUCUCUUUGCAAGACAUUUUCUGGAUCCUAAUAACUUGAUUUGUAGAUGGCAUAUUAUUGCUGUUCUUAAGUCUUCCAUUUGCAGUUCAUUUCAUCUCCAUUCAUCACAUUGGAUGGGAGCAUCUACCAGGUCGAAGUUGUAAUCCUUCAUCAAUUACUGAGAAGUAGGCUCUCUUCAAUAACAAAUAAAUAUUUUUGGUUCCAUCUGCAA
Molecule: messenger RNA, 2226 nt
Organism: Brachypodium distachyon (stiff brome)
Lineage: Eukaryota; Viridiplantae; Streptophyta; Magnoliopsida; Poales; Poaceae
Product: serine/threonine-protein kinase D6PK
Exons: 3
Coding region: 270-1973 (567 amino acids)
Biological process (GO): protein phosphorylation
Cellular component (GO): plasma membrane; nucleus; cytoplasm
Molecular function (GO): ATP binding; protein serine/threonine kinase activity
Source: RefSeq, a predicted model, not a curated record